AUGAGCAAAAAGUUCAAAUCCCAGGCCUCCAGCAGUCGCGCUGCGGGUAGCGCUUUUGGCUCAUUCGGCGGUUUCUCCGGUAGCCUCCAGAGCCAGGGUAAAGAGCCCUCCACGCUCACAUACAUUACCGCACCGCCAGACUUGUCACGUAUCACAGACCAGCAACUCGUCAUCGCAUUCAAGAAUCUGCUGAAGAAGGAUGAUACUACACGUACAAAGGCUUUGGAGGAGCUCAGAGACCAUAUUUCGACAGUGCAAGCGAACAAGGGAACCUUGGACGACGGGUUCUUAGACGCAUGGAUCGGAUUAUACCCCCGACUAUCAAUUGACCUCUCUCGUCGAGCACGUCAGCUUGCCCAUUCCAUCCAGGGUACAAUUGCUAGUCUUGCGGGCAAGCGAAUUGUGCCCAAUUUACCAAAGGUCAUCGGCGCAUGGAUUGCAGGAAUUUAUGAUAAUGAUAAGAUUGUCCACCGGGCCGCUCUCGAAUCGUUCACGAAGGUCUUCUCGACAGACCAAAAGAGAAGUAACGUGUGGAAGAUCUACCAGAGCCCGAUUUUGGACUUUGUAGAUGACGUCAUUCUUCACCAAUCGCCCUUGACGCUCAGUGAUGAGAGGACUGUCAAACGGGAUGAUGCGGAGGGAAAAUAUGCUCGCGUGGUUGGAGCUGCGAUUAUGCUAUUCAAUCGGAUAUUAGGCAACUCUGCCGACGAGGAGUUAGAGAAGGACUCUUCGCAGAUUGAAACACUAUUAGAAAGCAAGUUUCUCUGGGCUCUUUGCCAUCAUGAUGAUCCAUAUGUCCGCCGCUCCAUCUAUGUUUUGCUUCGGACUGCUGUUUCCCGAGAGCCUGGUUGGGUUGACUGGCCGACACUCAGUUCAGCCGUGAUUGGGAAGUCUUUGUCUCUCCAGCAGACUGGAUCGGCAACAGAACUAUCCGAAGCUCUUCUUGUAUUGUCUAUUUCCAGGCCCCAAGUGUGGACAGAUGACUACAGUGGAAAGUCCUCCGCUUCAAAGAGGCUGCGCCAGUACAUCCAGAAAGGAUCUCAAGGAGGGGCAAGCACUUACUGGUCAAACCUGGACCAAUUAUUCCGAACAGUGCCUCAUGAAGUUCUAGCAGGUGCUGAUAAAGCCACUGCUGACCAAGGAGUCACUUCCACCAGUGCAAUCGCUUUGACUGAAGCUUUCCAAGAAGGCUUGAACUCAAGAGAAGAGCCACGUCAAAACCUCGUUGUUGGAUGGAAGUGCUAUAUUCAAAUCGCAACGUGGCUCGCGACCUUGGUUCCCCUGGAGCAGAAAGCCGAAUUCAUUGACCAAAGAAUCUCCCCCUUGGUGGUGAAUCACGUGCGACACGAUCCCAAGUCAUCACAAUGGGUACUGCCAGCCCAGUCAGCCGAGGAUAGCUGUACACACUACCUCUGCACACUGGGUUCUACUGGAUAUGAUCAAGAGUUGCAGGCAUUGUGUACUGCUCUAUCUGAGGGUUUGCUCGAAGCUGCCAAGCUGUCUUCUCCAGAGCAAUCUAAGGACUUCCGUGAAUCUCAAGAUUCAGUAUGUGCCCAGGCAAAACGGCUCUUCGAUCUGCAGUCUUCUGUUCUCUCACGAAUCGCGGAUUCCAAAGAACCAAGAGUGACGGAAAUCAUUGAGAACUCAAUCUCCUCUCUCCUCGAAAGCUGCAUUGAGGUCUUGAAAACCCGCAACGGAAAGCCAUAUGGAGCUGCCGCCGUGGUAGAGGAAUGUGUUGGCAGCCUGUCAUUUGUCGCCCAGAAGUCUCAAAACCUGCAAAACUUUCUCCAGAAUGACGCCCCAGAGCUUUUACUAUCCCCUUCUGCCGAUCGGCUAAUUUCAACCAUUAUGAAGUGUCGGGAAUGGGAUGGCUUCUCGUCAAGCUUUGAGAACAUUGUGGAAAAAGCACUCGCUCUUGAGCCGGAACAGUCGAAUGUACACGUUCUGCAGAGUUUGCUCUCCUCUCUCAAUUUCAAUGAGUUUGAGCACAAGGAGAGACUCAAUGCGCUUGUCGUGACAGCUUUAGACAAGGCUUGUCAUGGAAGUCACUCGCAUUGGCCUAUUAUCACCGCCGUCCUGCAGAAUAAGUCAUCACACACUGACCUGAUGGAUCAGAUCUUUUUAUCCUUGAUUGAUGAACUGUCGACCAAUGAUAAAGUCUUCAAUGCGCUACACGGACUUUCACACAUUGGAAAGACUGCGCCUGAUGCAGUCCGAGAAUUCCAAAGUGGACCAAAUGGCUCGAAAUUAGCAGGCAAGCUGAUAUUCCUCAUGGAGUCUCACGAAGAGGAGGUUGCAAGUCUGGCGGAAGCGCUUUCGAAGUCAUUGAAAGAAGCCGUUGUUGGUGAGACUACUACGAAAUCGAGCAUCGAAAUACUCCAACAUGGAUUCAAUCAUGUGGACGAUGAAUCGCUGUCGACCGAAUCUCUCCUUGCCAUUGCGGGUGAAGUGCUACCGAGCAUCAUGGCCGGCGACGCGGCUAGUGUCGCCAAGGAUGUCCUGCCAUCGCAUUGGUCAUGGGAACAAGCUUUAACGCCAUUCACUCAACUUCCACCUCGUCCAUCAAUUGCUAUUACAUCCCCCCUUGGAGGUGCUGUUCACCUGAUUCAACGAGAGUUAUCUGAAUCUUUCAAGGCUCUGUGGCCCACCAUCCCGCGUGACUCGGAUCAUCGAUCCUCAGCGUUCCGCCUGGCGACUUUCACAAUCAGCAUUCUAUCUACCUCUCAGAUUGUGAAAUACUUGGAGCAGGAGGCACUUGAGACUCUGUUCCGUUUCUUACCUGUGGCCAUUCAGCUCAUAGAUGAUGAUCUAAGCAUCGAAGGCAGCAACGGCAUUUCAGGUCUUGAGCUGGCUGAUCAACGGGAGGAAUACAUGCAGAUUGUACUUGAUGGUCGAAGCGUGAUCAGCUCAUGGGUUCGUGAUAAUGAACCACUUGAUUUUGCCCCGGAGAAGACAAUCUCAUCAUCUUUCACCGCAUUCUGGGAAGCCAGGCUCGAAGAAGUUAAGGGAACUUCUCCCGUCGAUUACCGUACGGGUGAAGCCUUUGUCAAGAUUAUGAGUGUUGCAGAUUCAACGCAGAAGUCAAAGUCUGCGGAUGAUAUCGCGCAAAUUUGCAGAGAUGCACGUUCAGCGAAUGUCUUCCGUUCGGCAUCCUGGUUCGCAGUCUUGCGAAGCUCAAUUCUUUCCAACCCAGUCGGCAACAGGAUCUGCAAUGAACUGGUGGCCGACUCUACUGGGCUCAAGCCAGAGACUGCCUCUCAAGGUGGAUUACAAAAGCUUGCACUGCUGAACAUCUUGUUAUCCGGCGAAGAAGAUGUGGUCUCUACGAUCCCAACGCAGCGAUUGGUGUUCCUGACCAAGAAUUUGAUCGAGUGCCUCCAAUCCGAAUCUGUACCUUUUGGCCUGAAAUCCGAAAUUGUCAAGUGCCUUUCAUUCAUUCUUCCAGCUCUCAGUGAAAUCUACGGAUCGCACUGGGAAGAAUGCAUGGAUAUUCUAAGCUCCGUGUUCCGAAACACCAACGGUGGCGAAGAUGCUCUACCACUACUGGUUUCCUCUUUCAAGCUGUUCUCUCGAUUGAAGUCUAUCUCCGAGGGCGAUGGCAAUGAUGAUGCUCAAGAUGCUUGGGCGGCUCGCAAGGGCGGGCUUUUCACUGCCCUGGCAUCCACAAUUGACACCUUUGACUCGGAAACAGCCUUCCACCAGCCUCGCGACAUAGCUGUUGAUAACCUGAGGCGCCUCAUCAGCAAUAUCCCAGCUGAUCAGCUCGAGGACGUCAGCGAAACCUUCCAUCUUCUUACAGCCCACAGCCGCGCAGUUCAACGCACCGCGUACACCAUCCUCCAUCAUUACAUUCCUCAUGCCCAAGAGAAGAUUUCCUUUGAACUUGCUCUAUCGAAGACUGCUGCCACUUUACCCGAUGAGCUUGUGUCCCUGCUGCUCGAGCCUCCCUCGAUGGAAAUGGUGCGCUCUGCAUACGGGGAUGAUAAGAUGUGGACCAACAUGCGGUCAUACCUCCUCAGCUGGAAGGUUGUUUAUGAUCAUUUCACCAAUGCCUCGCUUCCUCUUCAAGAAUACUACGCCUCUAGCAUUAAGGAAAACAACAUUUUGAUCCCGCUGUUGGAAUUCACGUUCGACUUCCUGCAGAGGUCAUACGGAAAACUGACCGACGCAUCCAAAUUUGACAUCCGAUCAUUUGAACCAGAUCAGUCCGAGAGCGCCGACAAGGAAACUCAAUGGCUUCUGAUUCAUUUGUACUAUUUGUGCCUGAGAUAUUCAGCCAACAUGACCAAGAACUGGUGGAUCGAUACCAAGAAACGCAUCAAGGGUCCCGUGGAGACUUGGUCAGAGAAAUAUAUCUCUCCACUCGUUGUGCAAGAUGCCCUCCAAGGUGUGAUCGAAUGGGCAUCUACCCUGGAUCCCAACGAAGAAAGAGCACUUGAGGUAAAGGUUUCUCAAAAGACGGGUGAAAUCAUCGCCAGCAUUCCCGUAGACGAGGAAUCUCCCCGCCGUGUGCUCGUGGAUGAGAAGAAAUGGAAGAGCUGGCUGUUGAUAAUCCAGGGUGUGAUCAUGUUUGCCAAUGGCAAUUUGGUUGAUGGGCUGUUGGCCUUCCGACGGAACGUUCAAGGUGCUCUGAAGGGUCAAAGCGAGUGUGCUAUUUGCUACUCUGUCAUCUCAACCGACAUGCAGACGCCGAACAAGCGUUGCGCCACCUGCAAGAACACAUUCCACUCGGUUUGUCUGUUCCGGUGGUUCAAGAGCAGCAACCAAAGCACUUGCCCGCUUUGCCGAAACAACUUU
This is a messenger RNA of Penicillium brevicompactum, 4797 nucleotides long. RefSeq names its product ubiquitin-protein ligase RKR1. The record is from RefSeq and is a predicted model, not a curated record. Gene Ontology annotation, biological process: ribosome-associated ubiquitin-dependent protein catabolic process; rescue of stalled cytosolic ribosome. Gene Ontology annotation, cellular component: RQC complex; cytosol. Gene Ontology annotation, molecular function: zinc ion binding; ubiquitin protein ligase activity; ribosomal large subunit binding. The annotation marks the transcript as partial. Lineage: Eukaryota; Fungi; Ascomycota; Eurotiomycetes; Eurotiales; Aspergillaceae. The transcript is spliced from 9 exons.